GACCCAAAUCCAAGUUCAGUUAUGCUUAUCAUUUUUCGUUAAUUUUUCUCAAAGCCACAGGUUCGUUUUACCGCCUGCACCUGGCUAUUUGAGAACCGUUCGUCGCGCCUUCGUUUUAGUGUCUGUCUACUGGUGUUAUCAAAGAACUAGCCGGGUCCCGAUCGGACAGGGACUUGUGAUACGGAUAGUAAAAUGUUCCUCAUCGCAACACUAGUUGCUGCCGCUCUGUUGGGUUCCGUUACGAGCACUCCCAACGUCGCCAGGUAUGACAACGUACGGUUGUACCGGUUUUUCAUCGAAACGGAGGAGCAAGUGCAGAUGCUGCAGAAUCUGGAAAGUAUAAGCGACAGCUAUGCGUUCAUGGGACACGCUCGACAAGUGAACCAAAACCUUACGGUGAUGGUCUCUGCCCACAAGACUGCGGAGAUAACUGAGCUGAUGUCGAGGUACCGGUUGCAGGGCACAGUACUGUUAUAUAACAUGCAAGCGCUGAUUGAUGACGAGCAGAAAUGGAUCAUGCCGAAGAACACCCCGCCAGAGGACUUCAAUUGGUCACACUAUCAACACUUGGACGCGAUUAAUCGCUGGCUGGAUUGGCAGGUAUCCCGACACUCCCAGCUGGAGUUGAUUGAGAUAGGAGCAAGCUAUGAAAAGCGGCCCUUGCGUGGCGUGAAGCUUUUCAGCAAUCCGGCCAACAGUGCCGUCUUUGUCGAAUGUGGCAUUCAUGCCCGUGAAUGGAUUUCGCCGGCUAGCUGCACGUUUAUCCUGAACGAGCUGCUAACCUCUGGCCGCCCGGAAGUGCAGGGACUGACGCAAAACUUCAACUGGAUCAUUUUCCCGGUGGUCAAUCCGGACGGUUACCGGUACACCUUUGAAGGGGACCGGCUGUGGCGCAAAAACACCAAACCGUACGGUGUGUGCCGCGGUGUCGAUCUAAACCGGAACUUCGGCAGCGAUUGGAACGGGCCCGGUGCUAGCUCGGAUCCGUGUCGGUACGAUUUUGCCGGUGGUAGCGAGACCAGCGAGCCGGAGACACAGGCACUCGUGGCAUUCCUGCGUAAUGGGGUGGACCGGUACCGGAUUCGCACCUACUUCUCCAUCCACUCCUUCUCGCAACUUAUCAUGUUCCCUUACGGAUAUACGAGCGAACGGGUGCGCAACUACGACGAUUUGGUCGCCAUCGGGCACGAGGGCGUCGCUGCGAUAAAGGACAAACAUGGCAAGAAGUAUGUGUCCGGUGCGCUAAUCGAAACGAUCUACCCAUCGUCGGGUGGCAGCAGCGAUUGGGUUUACGCAGAGCUGGACGUACCGAUCUCGUACACGUUCGAGCUGCGCGGUGCACCAGACAGCAACAACAUGUUUUUGCUGCCUGCCGACGAAAUUAUUCCAACAGCCGAGGAGCUGCUGGAGGCGUUCAUCGCGAUGCUGCAGAAGGCGACCCAGCUAGGUUAUUACGAGAAUAACUCUGUCAAGGUAGAUCUGUAAAUCACGGCAAGCCUUCUGUUUGGUAUGUCUAGGUGAAGCCGGGGUGCUCACUGUGAGAAGCUUAUCAAACGGCAAGAGAUAAUGAUUAUGUACUCAGCAGAAUUCAUAGGCACACUGAAGAGAGAUAAAUGUGGUAUCAGUGAAAUAAAUAAGACAAUACGACCCAUUUAGAAUGAUGAGCAGCUGCUGAAGCUAUUUAAAUUACUAUUAAAUUAGCGAAACUUUAUUACAUAUCUCAUCCAAAUAGCACGAUGAUUUCGAACUGAACAAUGUCAAGAAUGAAGUAAUGUGAUAUUGAGAAUAGGCGAGGUUGGCUGUGCCUUUGUGUUAAUUUUCGCAAAUAUAAUCUAUCGUCGAUAUGAACAUGCCCUCUUGUACGC
Messenger RNA from Anopheles darlingi, 1865 nucleotides. RefSeq names its product zinc carboxypeptidase. Gene Ontology annotation, biological process: proteolysis. NCBI's taxonomy places the organism in Eukaryota, Metazoa, Arthropoda, Insecta, Diptera, Culicidae. The transcript has 2 exons. The record is from RefSeq and is a predicted model, not a curated record. Gene Ontology annotation, molecular function: zinc ion binding; metallocarboxypeptidase activity. The coding region runs from base 193 to 1485 and encodes 430 amino acids.